This is a messenger RNA of Belonocnema kinseyi, 390 nucleotides long. Its product is annotated as tigger transposable element-derived protein 6-like. Gene Ontology annotation, cellular component: nucleus. The transcript has a single exon. The coding region runs from base 1 to 390 and encodes 129 amino acids. Gene Ontology annotation, molecular function: DNA binding. NCBI's taxonomy places the organism in Eukaryota, Metazoa, Arthropoda, Insecta, Hymenoptera, Cynipidae. The record is from RefSeq and is a predicted model, not a curated record.
AUGUUAUGUACAAACACGUCCGGCUCAUUUCGCGUGCCUCCACUUUACAUUGGUACCGCUCAAAAGCCCCGAUGUAUUAAAGUUGACACGAAUUUGCCUUGCGAAUACAGAGGAACCAAAAAAGCAUGGAUGACGAGCGAAGUUUUUUUGGACAGGUUCCUUCUGUUUCUGGACGACUCGAGAACUCAUCUUUCUGCCGAGGAAUUAAAUAAGAUCGACGAAAAAUGCUUUGUCGUGUUUCUCCCACCUAACUGCACGAGUCUCAUCCAGCCGAUGGACAUGGGAGUAAUUUCUGCCCCAAAAAGGCGUUACAGGACAGCGUUUCUUCAAGAAUUGUUGAUCUCCGAGUGCAAGGACAAGAACGAAGUGGAAAAGGGGGAGGGUCGGUAA